UCCGGGUUGGAAUGCGGGAAACCUGAAGCGCGGUUUGUAAACAAUAACUACAAUUUGACGUCUCCAGCAAUGCCAGGAAGAGUGAUCGAAGUAACCAGUAUUUCUGGGAAUCUUAGAAAAGGGUUGGAAUCCCUGGAAACAGAGUAUAAAGAUGGCGACAUCACUCAAAAGGGUUACUGGAAGAGAAAGUUCCGGUUGUUUGUUGAUGUUAUUCCUGACGAUGUGAAGGAUAGAGUGGGAAAGGCUGAAGAGGAGUUGAAGGAUAGUUUAAUAACAGAGAAAGGCUACUUCAAGCGCUUGGAGCAGUUGUUUGAACAGUUUCUGAAGAACACAGACCUUGGGGACGGGGAGCGACCUCCAGAGACUGGGAAGUUUAGAGAAACUGCGGAAGAGAAUGGCUCUCCACCGAAGAAUGGAAACGGGGAUGGAAUUGAUGAGAAAAAUGGGACCAGUCUUGAUGAAGCUAAAGCCAGUCCUGAUGAAGCAAAUGGCGAGAAUGAAGGGUCGUCAGAGAGUGGGAGAGACGCCGGAACUGGGGACAGCAGCCAGGCUGAAGAAAUGGACGUAGGUGACACUUCACAGGAUGAAGAACAGUCAGGCAAUUCUAAAAGCAGGAAGGGGCGUUCUAAGAAGGGUAAAAAGACAGGAGCAGCCCAGCCUUCCAUCAAAUCCAUGUUUUCUAAAAUCAGUUCCCCGAGCCAGAAGCGUAAAUCCGAUGCAACGACUGUUAAAGAGGAGGCAGAAGAUCAGGAUGAAACUGGAGAGGCUGACGCCAAGCGGCCACGCACUGACGAUGAUGCACCAGCUAGCAUGGAGCUACGACCGAAGACUGAGGAGGCAGCUCCUACUAUCCAGAAAGUGCCUACCAAAUGUUUGCAGUGUAAACAGCUUCUAGAUGACCCAGAUCUCCGCACAUUUCCAGGGCCACCUGAGGACGCGGUGGAGGAAUAUGUAGCACUUACUGACCCAAAGUUGUCGCUUUUCACCGGGGACGAAGAAGCAGUCGACAGUUAUGAUGAGCGACCACAGCAUAAGCUCACUCAAUUCACUGUAUAUGAUAAGAACACUCAUCUUUGCCCAUUCGACACCGGCUUGGUAGAGAAGAAUAUUGAGCUGUAUUUUACUGGGUACGUCAAGCCCAUAUACGAUGAAAAUCCAGACAGCGAGGGUGGAAUCCCCACCAAAAAUAUGGGGCCAAUCAAUGCCUGGUGGACCGCUGGGUUUGACGGAGGGGAGACUCCCCUAAUUGGGUUUAGUACAGCAUUUGCGGAGUACAUUCUGAUGAAUGCGAGCGACGUGUAUGAGCCAUUUAUGCAACAAAUGCAGGAGAAAAUUCACAUGAGCAAGAUCGUGAUUGAGUUUCUCAACAAGGAGCCAGAAUCUACAUAUGAGGACCUCCUGAAUAAGAUGCAGACGGCUGUUCCGCCAGUUGGGUGUGCUCGAUUCACAGAAGAUUCGCUUCUGAGACACGCGCAGUUUGUCAUCGAUCAGGUUCAGAGUUUUGACGAGGCGGCUGAUGAUGACGAGGAGUUGAUCAUCACCACACCGUGUAUGCGAGCGCUUAUCAAACUGGCUGGUGUGACACUGGGUAAAAGACGUGCAAUGAGAAAGGGGACCAAGGUGGCAAAGAAAGCCGCGCCGAAGCAGACCCUGGCGACCACGACGCCACUUGUUCAGGAGAUGUUUGACAGCAUGUUCCGCGGCCAGAUUGAUGAUAAGGCCAUGAAGGAGGCAAAGAGAAGGCGAUGUGGUAUAUGUGAGUCUUGCCAGUCACCUGACUGCGGUAAAUGCGCGGCCUGUGUGGACAUGGUCAAGUUUGGUGGCACGGGGCGGGCGAAGCAGGGCUGCCACGAGCGUAGGUGCCCCAACAUGGUGGUGAAAGCUGCCGAAGACGAUGAUUUGUUGGAUGAGGAGACUGAAGACAAAAUAUUGGUGGAACAGCUUAAACAGGCUACUAACCUCGGUCACAAGGCGUCUUGUGUGAAGAAGACUGAUCUGAAGUGGGUUGGUAAGCCAAUCAAAGUGGAGGGGAAGAAAUCGUACUACCAGACCGUACAGAUCAACAAUGAACAAGUAUCCGUUGGUGAUUGCGUAUCAGUCAAGCCAGACGAUCCAUCUAUCCCCCUGUACAUCGCGAGGGUGGCCUACCUCUGGGAAGAUUCUAAAGGGGAGAAGAAGUUCCAUGCACAUUGGUUUUGCCGUGGGACAGACUCUGUAAUGGGGGAGACCUCGGACCCGCUAGAAUUGUUCCUCGCUGACGAUUGUGAAGAUUCGAAUCUACAAUAUUGUGUUUCAAAAGUCCAGGUUGUUCAUCAUGCUCCACCAUCUGAUUGGUCGAUGAAGGGAGGGGAGGAGUUUGAACCUCCAAUCAAAAACGACGAUGGAAAAACAUACUACUACCAGAAAUGGUAUGACCCAGAAUUUGCGCGGUUUGAAGACCCUCCUGCAUUACCUGAAAUUCCUGAAGAGACGGCGUACAAGUUUUGUGUCAGCUGCUUCCGUCUCAACAACAUGCGCAAGAAAGAGACACCAACACUUGGCGCUGAAGUGAAAGGGGACGGUGGCAGUCAACUCUGUUACUUGAGCGUUUCUCGUGACGGUAUAGAGUACAAUGUCGGGGAUUGUUGUUAUAUCAUGCCAACUGCGUACGGAUUUACCGUCAAAGCUGCGGUCCCGAAGAAAACAAAAGUGGACAAGACUGCAGUUGAUGAAGAAGUGUACCCAGAAGCCUACCGUAAGUCCGACUAUAUUAAGGGCUCGAACGAAGACAUCCCCGAUACGUUCAGGAUAGGUCGGAUUGAACAGAUCCACACCAAGGAGUCGAUAUCUGGGCCAGCCUUGGACAAAAUUAAGUUUAAAGUGAAGAAAUUUUACAGACCGGAGAACACCCACAAGGGAAUGACAGCCGGCCAUCAGGCAGACACAAACCUACUCUACUAUUCUGAGGAAGAGGCGGUGGUUGAUUUUGCGGACAUCCGAGGCCGAUGUACUGUUGUCUACAGCGAAGAAGUGGACGUAUCCAGAGAUGAAAACUUUAUCAAUGGGGAGGACAAAUUCUACUUCACAGAGGCAUACAACGGCAGUACAAAGACAUUUGAAGAACCUCCAAGCAAAAUUCGGCUUAUGGGCUCUCGUGGAAAGGGUAAGGGUAAAGGCAAAGGCAAGGGAAAGUCUUCAUCCACCAGUAAUUCUGACACUGAAGUUCCUGUACAGAUUCGCAGACUCAGAACUCUGGAUGUCUUUGCUGGCUGCGGAGGCUUGUCCGAGGGAUUCCACCAAGCAGCUGUGGCUGAAUCACGCUGGGCGAUUGAAAAGGAAGAGCCUGCUGCCCAGGCGUACAGACUUAACAACCCGGGCAGUACGGUGUUCACAGAUGAUUGUAACCUCCUGCUGAAGCUUGUCAUAGAUGGUGAGAAAACAGAUUGCCUUGGCCAGAAACUUCCCCUGAAAGGCGAUGUGGAGUUGCUAUGUGGGGGACCGCCGUGUCAGGGCUUCUCCGGCAUGAACAGAUUCAACUCACGGGAAUACUCCAAGUUCAAGAAUUCCCUCAUAGCGUCUUACCUCAGCUACUGCGACUACUACCGACCGAAAUUCUUCCUCCUGGAGAAUGUCCGCAACUUUGUCUCAUACAAGCGCAGUAUGGUGCUGAAACUGGCGCUCAGAUGCCUUUUACAGAUGGGGUACCAGUGUACGUUCGGCGUCCUACAAGCGGGCAGUUACGGAGUGGCACAGACGCGCAGGAGGGCCAUUAUCCUUGCUGCAGCCCCCGGGGAGAAGUUGCCCUUCUAUCCAGAGCCGCGACAUGUCUUUGCUCCUCGAGCAAUGCAGCUAUCCGUACAAGUGGAUAAUAGAAGGUAUGUGUCAAACAUAACACGAACAGAUUCCGCGCCAUUCCGCACGAUGACGGUUCGUGACACGAUGUCAGAUCUACCGGAGAUAAGGAAUGGAGCAAAGGCAGAAGAGAUCUCGUACAACUGUGAUCCCAUGUCACAGUUCCAAAGAGUGAUCCGUGGCAAGCAGCACCAACCAGUACUCCGUGACCAUAUCUGUAAGGACAUGAACCCGCUGGUACACGCUCGAAUGCAGCAUAUACCUCUGGGCCCGGGCUCAGACUGGCGUGACCUGCCCAACCUAGAAGUCAGGCUCUCAGAUGGCAACAAGUGCAAGAAACUACGCUACACCCACCCUGAUAAGAAGAACGGUCGUUCUGAAAAUGGCGCUCUGCGGGGUGUUUGUCAAUGCGCAGAGGGCAAACAGUGCGAUCCAAUGGACCGCCAGUUCAACACCCUGGUCCCAUGGUGUCUCCCCCACACAGGAAAUCGACACAACAACUGGGCGGGGCUGUAUGGUCGACUGGAGAUGGAUGGGUUCUUCAGUACAACAGUUACGAACCCUGAGCCAAUGGGGAAACAGGGUCGCGUUUUACACCCAGAGCAGCACCGUGUGGUCAGUGUGAGGGAGUGCGCUCGCUCCCAGGGAUUUCCAGAUACCUACCGUUUCUACGGCAGCAUUCUGGACCGGCAUAGACAGGUUGGCAAUGCUGUGCCCCCACCAAUGGCUCGGGCAAUAGGCCUUGAGAUAAAGAAAUGCCUGGUUGCCAAGGAGAUUGAGCUAAAAACAGAUCCCAAGGUCACAGAAUCAGAGGUCAAGGUCACUGAAGAAGAGGAAAAGGUCAAGGUUGAGAAAUCAGAGGUCAAGGAUGAGAAUGAAGAAAUGGAUGCUACACCCAGUACUUCUUGAGGAUUGAAAAGAGCAAGAGAAUUUGGAUCAUAUUAAUUGAAUUGAAUGGAAGAACUAAAUUAUGAACUUAUUUUGAUCGAGGCCACAAACAUGAAUUAUUUGUUUGGUGGUUGCGGGCACAUUUGUGAAACUGUCCGGAACCACCAAACAAAUAAUUCUGUGUGUUUGUUUAUUUUGCCUCUUCAUGUGCUAUAUAUAUUAAGUAUUUCAUUUCUGUUUUAUUUCGAAAUUCAGGUGUUAGGAAGUAAUCUAUACAUACCAACAAACCCACACCUAAUAAUGGAGCUAUGGAAAGGUCAAACAAUAUAUAGUUUGGACUGAUAGUGCUUUUCAUUAUGUCUUUAAAGAAAACUUGAACAUUUCUUAUUAAAACUUAUUGUGCGAGUAUUUGAUUUGUUGAAGGAAGGCACUUAAUAGGAAAUGAAUUUCUUUCCUAAUUGUUGCAUGAAGAAAAGUGCUUAGAUUUUUUGGUGAUAUUUGAGUGGAGAAAUUUGAUUUUGUACUUUGAGUGAUUGUGCUAUACUUGUGACAGACCAUUAAUUAAUGUACAUGCACUUAUUCUGAAAAAUAUAGUUUUUCAGAGGUUUUUAUAACGAGUUCAAAUUGUGGGGUGAAUGUUAGAAGGUACUUACAAAGUGGCAAUUAAAUGUAGAAGGGGAUAGUACCUUCCUGCGUUAGCCCAGGAUUAUUAAUUUAAAUAUCUGAUUGUUAAUGUUUUAUGUGGAAAGUGACUACAAUGUAGACUGGGGUGGGAUUGACUUCACAUUGGACUGCUGGGGUGGGAUUGACUU
This is a messenger RNA of Mya arenaria, 5531 nucleotides long. Its product is annotated as DNA (cytosine-5)-methyltransferase 1-like. The transcript is spliced from 36 exons. Gene Ontology annotation, cellular component: nucleus. Gene Ontology annotation, molecular function: DNA (cytosine-5-)-methyltransferase activity; zinc ion binding; chromatin binding. Lineage: Eukaryota; Metazoa; Mollusca; Bivalvia; Myida; Myidae. The record is from RefSeq and is a predicted model, not a curated record. Bases 70 to 4740 code for a protein of 1556 amino acids.